GUUGAUUAUUGCCUAAAUUAUUAUUUGCCUGUGCUAAACCGGUAAAUAUGAGUUCAGUCGAUGGAAAUUUGUGUGAAAAAGUGGAAAGCUCAACAAAUGAAAACUUUAACAAUGAAAGCACUAAUUAUAGUGCUGGCAAAAGAUUUCCCGGAAGAUACAAUAGAAAUAAAAAAUGGAAUUCAAGGCCCGUAGGAAAUUUCAAGGAGGAUAAGGGACCAAACGAAAAAUUUAGAGAAAAAUUAGAACAAUUACGUGGAAAUACAUUUGAUUUACCACCCGUAGAUCUUGAGGAAAAGAAAUUUUCUGGAAGAAAUCGCCUAUACAUCGGAAAUAUUGGUAAUGAAAUUACCGAAGACGAUUGUAAGGGUCUGUUUAGUCCUUAUGGCGAAAUCAAUGAGCUAUUUCUAAAUAAAGAAAAAAGUUUUGGAUUUGUAAGGUUGGAUUAUUACACAAAUGCCUUGAAAGCAAAACGUGAACUUGACGGGGUAUUGUUUAAAAAUAGGAAUUUAAAGAUAAGAUUUGCUCCAAGCACAGCCACUAUAAAGGUUAAGAACUUAAGCUUGCAAGUUUCAAAUGAAUUGUUGCAUCAUGGUUUUCGCGUUUUUGGAGAGAUUGAACGUGCAGUUAUUUGUGUGGACGAAAGGGGUAAGCCAACAGGAGAAGGAAUUGUGGAAUUUAUAAGAAAAGGAAGUGCCACCUAUGCCCUAAAUACGUGUAGAGAAGGUUGCUAUUUUUUAACUGCCAGUUUACGACCUUGCAUUGUGGAACCUUUUGACAUUAUAACCGACAAUGAUGGCUACCCGGAAAAGCACAUGAUUAAAAGGAAUAAUGAAUAUAAUGUUGAACGAGAAGUAGGUCCUACUUUCGCAGAUCCUGGCACUUUUAAAUACGAGUAUGGCAAAAAAUGGAAGCAACUUUUCGACCUUUUUAAAGAAAAAGAAGACGCUUUAAAAAAACAAUUUCUUAUGGAGGUAGAAAAGCUUGAAGCACAAUUAGAGUAUGCCAAGUACGAGCAAGAGACUGAAAUGCUCAGGGAGCAGCUACGUUACAGAGAACUGGAUCGAGAACGCCAAAAACGUGAAUGGGAAAUGAAAGAAAAACAUAUGGAAGAGCAAAGACGCAAGAUUGAAGAAAACAUUCGCAUGCAGCAAGAAGAAAUUGAGAAUUCCAUGAGAAUUCAGGAGGAGAAUAUUAGAAUGAGGCAACAAGAAAACAAAUUGUUUUUACAGAAACACAGGUACAAUCAAGGUUUCAAUAAUGCUGAUGUUGAUGUUGAUAACAAUAGUCUUCCUGAUUACGGUUCCUCAUCCAAGCCUUUAUUAGAGGAAUUUGAUCAAAAUAUCCAAACUGCAGUUUGUAAUGACCAGUAUCCUGGAUACUGGGUUAAAAAUGAUGCUGAUAAAUAUCAGAAAAAGAGACGGUUUAUGUGA
This is a messenger RNA of Brassicogethes aeneus, 1430 nucleotides long. The record is from the annotation of a GenBank genome assembly. NCBI's taxonomy places the organism in Eukaryota, Metazoa, Arthropoda, Insecta, Coleoptera, Nitidulidae.